This is a messenger RNA of Etheostoma cragini (Arkansas darter), 2102 nucleotides long. It is a transcript of the gene slc18a2, whose product is annotated as solute carrier family 18 member 2. Gene Ontology annotation, cellular component: synaptic vesicle membrane; terminal bouton. Bases 16 to 1479 code for a protein of 487 amino acids. Lineage: Eukaryota; Metazoa; Chordata; Actinopteri; Perciformes; Percidae. Gene Ontology annotation, molecular function: serotonin:sodium:chloride symporter activity; xenobiotic transmembrane transporter activity. The record is from RefSeq and is a predicted model, not a curated record. The transcript has 14 exons. Gene Ontology annotation, biological process: xenobiotic transport; transmembrane transport; aminergic neurotransmitter loading into synaptic vesicle.
AUCAGUCAGUGUCAUAUGUCAUUGCACCAACCUCCUCUAACCUUUCUUUUCCCUCUAGUUCCCAUCAUCCCCAGCUACCUGUACAAUCUGGAUGAGUCAACAGACGUAGUGUUGAAGAACAUCACUGCGUCCCAGCCGGCUGCUCCAGGAACCUUCCACAGCAUUGUGUCCUUAUACGACAACACCGUGAGGUCUCCAGGUUUCAACGCCACAGCCUGGUCUCCGGACCUGGUCCCUACAGCCGCUGCUACCACAGAGCUGCCACACAACUCCUCUGACUGCCCCCAGUCUGCAAGCAGGCUGCUCAGUGAGAACGUCAAAGUGCGAAUGCUGUUCGCCUCCAAGGCCACCUUACAGCUGAUUACCAACCCCUUCAUUGGCCCACUCACAAACAGAAUUGGAUACCAGCUUCCCCUGUUUGCUGGCUUCUGUAUCAUGUUCCUCUCUACGAUCAUGUUUGCCUUCUCAUCGAGCUACGCUCUGCUGUUUGUGGCCAGAUCCCUGCAGGGUGUGGGCUCAUCCUGCUCUUCUGUUGCUGGGAUGGGAAUGCUUGCGAGUGUGUAUACAGAUGAUGAGGAGAGAGGACACGCCAUUGGAAUCGCCCUGGGGGGGCUGGCAUUGGGAGUGUUAGUCGGACCCCCAUUCGGCAGUGUGAUGUAUGAGUUUGUUGGGAAGACGGCUCCUUUCCUUAUUCUGGCUUUCCUGGCUUUGUUUGAUGGAGCUCUGCAGCUCUUUGUUCUUCAGCCCACCAAGGUGGAACCAGAGAGUCAGAAGGGGACCCCGCUGUUAACGCUGAUGAAGGAUCCAUACAUUCUGAUCGCAGCUGGUGCCAUUUGUUUUGGAAAUAUGGCCAUUGCCAUGAUGGAGCCAACGCUGCCGAUCUGGAUGAUGGAGACCAUGUGUGCCAGGAAAUGGCAGUUAGGCGUCGCUUUCUUACCAGCGUCCAUCUCCUACCUUAUUGGAACCUACAUCUUUGGCACAUUGGCGCACAAGAUGGGAAGAUGGCUUUGUGCUCUCAUUGGAAUUGUUCUGGUUGGAGUCAGUGUAAUAUGUGUUCCAUUUGCCCAAAACAUCUAUGGUCUGAUUGUUCCAAACUUUGGUGUUGGUUUUGCCAUUGGCAUGGUGGACUCGUCUAUGAUGCCUAUCAUGGGUUACCUGGUGGACCUGCGCCAUGUGUCUGUUUAUGGAAGUGUGUAUGCCAUUGCUGAUGUGGCCUUCUGCAUGGGAUUUGCUUUAGGUCCAUCCAUCGGAGGAUCAAUAGCUGAGAGUAUUGGCUUCCCCUGGCUGAUGACCAUCAUUGGAAUAGUGGAUAUUAUUUUUGCUCCUCUUUGCAUCUUCCUCAGGAGUCCACCGGGACAAGAAGAGAAAAUUGCUAUUUUGAUGGACACCAACUGUUCAAUGAAGACGAGGUCCUACUCCACACAGGGGACGUACUACCAGGGGGAAAACAUGGAUCCAGAAUAUGACGAUUACGAUUAACAGCACAGCAGCCAUGCAGUUUAACCCUUUAGAGGAUCUAUUUUGUUGUAAAAAAAAAAAAAAAAAGGAACAGAGAAGAAAAAAAAACAAGAUAUUUCAUGUGAAUGUCCCACAUUCAGUCUUCACUGUUCUGUGUCUUCUUAGCAGUUGUACUGGAGCAAACCAAAGUUGUUCUUGAUCUGUGGUUGCGAGCGCAUUGUGUGAGAGAUAUUUUUUUAGCCAACAGCCUUAUUCAGUAGAAAGAUGUGUCCAAAAGCACUUUAAGGUAGUAGGAGGGUGCUGAGCAACAAGUACGCUUUAGUGGUUUAUUUUGGAUACAAAUCUGUCUUCAUUCAUUCGUCAGCCAUUAAAAGUCUCAUUUCUAUCUACUGUAAGUCCAUGAUGCUGUCUAGAGUAUUAUUACCAGACCUUGUGCACGUUGCUAUUAUAUUGGGUAAUUGUGUGGUAUGUCCAGAAACUGUUGUUUGUUAAAGAAGAGGAUGAGGAAUGUAUUCUAAAUCACAAUAUAGAUACAUGCUCUCUUCAUAAGAACAGAACCUUGCAGUUUGGCAACUUUAGAGAAAAAGAUCAUUUAAAUCUGCUGUUCGUACUGUUUUUUUUGAAUAAAUCAUUAAUACUGUAAA